This is a messenger RNA of Petromyzon marinus (sea lamprey), 3622 nucleotides long. Its product is annotated as ETS translocation variant 1-like. Gene Ontology annotation, biological process: cell differentiation; regulation of transcription by RNA polymerase II. Lineage: Eukaryota; Metazoa; Chordata; Hyperoartia; Petromyzontiformes; Petromyzontidae. The record is from RefSeq and is a predicted model, not a curated record. Gene Ontology annotation, cellular component: nucleus. Gene Ontology annotation, molecular function: sequence-specific DNA binding; DNA-binding transcription factor activity, RNA polymerase II-specific.
GGGCGGGGCCGUGGGCCGGGGUCCGCGUGCGCGAGGCGCGAGGCGGUCACUCGAGCGCGCGCGCCCGCCUACGGUGGCCACUCAGUGUCGCAGCAGCAGCAGGAACAACAACAACAACCACUUACAUUGUACAACAAUUAUUAACAAUAGUUUAUUCAAAUACAGACUUAGUAAUUAGCUUAGCUUGGUAUGAUUUAACGACGCUGCUUUCUUCAACUCGUUAAUUCUAGACGAGGUGGCUUAUUUCGAGGCGGAUAAGCAUCCAGCCAACGCGCAGGAGGACCUGCCGUGGCGUCACAUCAAAAGGGGCCUCCAGACGAGCAUGGAGACCAUCUACGACCAGGAGGUCCCCUACGCGAACACAACGAGCCAAGACGGUGGAGGAGCUCAGCGCCUAGCCGUGGAGCGCAAGAGGAAGUGUAUGGAUCUCGAUGAAGACCUGGCUCAAGACACUGAAGAUCUCUUUCUUACUCUGAGCCAACUGCAGGAAGCCUGGCUGGUGGAGGCCAAGGUUCCUGAUGAGGAGGAACCGUUCAUUCUGGAUUUCUCAUCAGAAAAUUUGGCAUUCCACGCCCCUGUGAAGAUCAAGAAGGAGGGCCGAGGCACGUGCCUGCAGGCAUCCACGUGCGCGCAGGAGCACAUGCAGGGCCUGCUGUCCGCUGCGACCUGCCACUCCAGUCCCGGUGGCUACUCUCUGAAGAGGGAUGGGAUGCUCAGUGUGAGUGGCAGCCCUUCGCCCUCUUGUACAACGCCCGUGUCAUCACUCCAGCAGCAGCAGCAGCAGCAACAGCAGCAGCAACAGCACCAGCAACAACACCAGCAGCAGCAGCAGCAGCCGCAGCCGUGCAGCAGCAGCAGCAGCUCGGCACCGUGCUCACGCCUCAUGCCCAGCCCGGCCCCGGCGCCCUCGCACACCGUCGCAGGGCCCUUUUCAACCCCGUACCCCACGGCGGCCCCUUCUCCUGCCGAUGUCAGCGGCUACAAUGACAGCAGGUUUCAGAGGCAUCUGUCGGAGCCGUGCUCUCCGUAUCCCCCCUCUCAGCACAUGUCUCGCCCAGGCUGCAUCCCCUUCCACCGCCAAGCCUCCGAGCCGCUCAUGGCCCCUUUCCCCCCUCCGCCGGGACCUCCGGGAGGCAUCAAGCAAGAGUACACGGGGCCCAUGGGGUACCCGGGCGAGGAUGCGUACCCUGGCCACCUGGGCCAGCGUUCGCAUGGGCCACAGCCGCCGCAGACGCAUGUCAUGCACGGCAACAUGGGGAGGCCAGACUUUCGACCACCACCCCACAUGGUGCAGGAGCGGUCAGACUGCCCUUACCAAACGGAUAUGCCCACCGGGCAAUCCAUGUACAUGAAUGGAGAAGGCUAUUCGUCAUCACAUAAUGAAGGUGAUGUAAGCGGAUACCGAAGCGUGCCGCCCCCCAUGUACCAGCGCCGUGGCUCGCUGCAGCUGUGGCAGUUCCUUGUGGCGCUUCUGGAGGACCCUGUACACGCCGGCACCAUCGUGUGGACGGGGCGUGGUAUGGAGUUCAAACUCCUCGACCCCGAAGAGGUGGCACGGCUUUGGGGAAUCCAGAAGAACAGGCCAGCCAUGAAUUAUGACAAGCUGAGUCGCUCCCUGCGAUACUACUAUGAGAAGGGCAUCAUGCAGAAGGUGGCGGGCGAGCGGUACGUGUACCGCUUCGUGUGCGACCCCGAGGUCGUCUUCUCCCUCGCCUUCCCGGACAGCCAGCGCGCCGUGGUAAAAACGGAGCGCCGCCGGGCCCCGCCAGCCGAGGGCAGCGCCCCUCCCCACGUGCACUUCAACUCUCACGAGCAUGCCGAGGUCACCUACAGGGACACCGGCGUCUACUGAGUAUGCCCUCCCCCCCCCCCCCCAUAAAAGCUGGAACGCCGAAGACUUCUUGUGACCUCCGUCUUAAAAGCUGCCUGGCAAUAUGCCUACACCACGGUAGAGCCAGGGCUUAAUUUUUCUCCAGUUCUGUCCGGGUGAGUAUACCUAUAUAGCAGCUCUGGCUGUGGCUGAUAUUCACGUGGCCAGCCCACCCACCCAUCCCAAAGCCCUGGUCUAUGGGCAAUCCCAAAAAUAUAUUUGGUGAGAAAUUAAGCCCUUAGUAGAAUGUUGUGGGCAUUCUGGAACGUGUGACUACGAAGAUGGAGAAUCGGGUGUCCUUUACAGCUCGCCUCCUCGGUGCAUGUUUUGCAACAACAAAAGAGUUCCCAUGUGGAUGCGUGUCACCGUUGUGGCUGACGGAACUGUUAUUGCUAUCCCAUUGUACUCGGACAGCGUCGGUUUAUGUACCACUUAGUACGCAAAAAAACCAUAAGUAAAAGCUGAUGACAAUCAUUUGAUUUGUUAGUAUUUGUACAUACAUUCAAAGUAAUUUUAACACGACGCAAACUAUGGUAUAUACGGUAUGUUUUGUUAUAUUAUCAUUUACAAGUUUAUUUUUGGGAAGGAUUAAGUUCAAUGCAUUAUAGAAAAGAUGUUCUGUAAUAGGAUUUGAUGAAUGCGGCUUUCCGCAAUCCCUGGGUAGCUCGCUGACCUCGUGCGGAAUAUAAUUUUUUUGUACAACGCAAACGCAUCCCAGCGUUAAGAUAUUAAGAAGCCGUUUGCAAACGGUGCUGUAAAGAGAUGGGGGAAGGUUGGCCAACUGUUGCAAUUCAGCAUUGUUGGUUUAGAGGGCAGUUAUACCCUGCUCAUUCUCUUCAGCAUGCUAACACUUGUCAUUUCACCAGACACUUGUAUGCCUUUUUGUUCUUUCCGUACGGGCACACGUAGAGUUAUUUUUGUCAAUCCACUGCCAGAUGAGAGCCUCCCUACACUGCGGUUUACCGGGCUUUUGUCAAACGUGGGUCACCGGCCACGCUGGUCAGUGUGGGUCAGUGAAGGCAGGAAUCAUAGAUUUAGGAGCAUAGUACAGUGCAACAAUUGAUUUGUCGGCAUUGUCCUCUGCUAACAAUGCAGCCCUGCAGCGGCUUUACAUCCAAGUAAUAUCUAGGCUCAAUUCGACUUGGCGUUCGAGAUCUAAAUGAGAUCAGGUGCAUUCUGGGUGAUUUGAUCAAACAACGGUACCUUUUUUUAUUCAUAUAAACGAAUAAUGAAAUUAGAAGUGUUGUUAACAUGGCCUGACCUGCAUACAUUCGGAGGUACAACGCAUUUAUGGGAUAUUUGUAACUUUUUAAAGAGUUUUUGUAAUUUUGUAUGUACUGAAAGAGUAUUUUUUUUCCUCGUAUCUAAAAAUGUGUGGUACAGAGUAUUAAACUCGUGGUUAUGCACAUUAUUACUCUUCUGCUGCAGGUUGUAAGUUCUUGCAAAAAUUUGCCUAGGAGGAUUGUAUGCACCUGAGAAAUAUAGUACAGUACAAAUGUUUCUGAAAUACCGACUUUUUCGCCGACAUGUAUACCAAAUGUCUGUGUUAAAAGCUAUGGUAUCGUCAUUUAAAAGCUGUUCACGUUCAGAACAGCUGGAGUUAAAUUGUCAAACCUUGUACAUAGACACUGUAUACUGACACGAAAGCUUUUACAAGAUAAAUGUAACAUUUCUCAGUGAAUUUGUUCUCGCCCUUCUGAUGUUGUUUAUACGGUGCUUUUGUUUUACAAUAAAACUCAAAAAUGACAUUAA